CUUCACGUGGGAUUCUCCCCGAGUGUCUGUGUCCAAAUGCCCCCUUUUUAUAAGGACACCGGACACAUUGGACUAGGCCCCCGCUAAUGAUCUCAUCUUAACUCGAUUGUGUCUCCAAAGACCCUGUUUCCAGAUAAGGUCACAUUCUGACAUGCUGGCAGCUUGGACUGUGAUAUAUGAUUUUUGGAGGGGGGACUCAAUGCACCCCAAUUCACAACCCUGGCUCUAAGGAUGCCAUCACACGCAGUCCAUGCCGGCGUGGGCUGCCGUGCUCCCAGACCCAGCCCAUGGCUCAAGGCCCCAUUUUCCCUGCAGUUCCACGCGUCUUCUCACUCACGGGACAUGGCGUCUCGCCUGCCAUCUCCAGCCGCUUGUCGGGUGCCCUGUGCGCUCCUCCUGCUGGCUGGACACGGGUGCCACGCGUCCAUCCUUGCCCCCGGGUCUGGGUGACUGGUCCACACCCUCCUCCCACCCCGGGGCUGCCCCAGGACCCUCCACUGUGGGCUCUGAGGGCGCCGUUAGGAGCCUGGCCUCCGGGUGCCCCGGACAGCAUUGUGCACACUCAGGAUCCACACCCCAGCCGGUGGGCCGCCCCUCAGACGUCUCCAGUUGCAGGGACCCCAUUUCCAGCCAGCAGCGAGGUGGGGGCAGCGGGAAAAGACACUAAAACGAUGCACAGGACAGGAGGGAGGGCGGCGCAGAGCCCAGCAUCCCGGUCACCCGCCAUGGGCCCAGCACUAGCGGCUUCCUCCUUUGAUGGCCGCUCGGCCCCUCUGCGGCACCUCCAGUCCCCUCCGGGCACAGACAGGUGUAGCUCUUCCAUAAGCAGAUUUUUCAGAGCCGGUGGGCUGCGUGGAUGCGGGCCUGGGAGUGGUUCCACCACCCCCUCUCGUCUCCCCACGGCCCAUCCUAUGGUGCCUGACACGGAGCAGGACCCUCCCCUCGGAGGCGCCCAGGCCUCUGCUUGGCCCCUGGCGGAGGCCCAGGGCUGGAGGGGCUCGCUGUGUUUGCCCCCCGUCCACACCAAAUGUUCCCCAGACCCUUCUGGCCACCCAGCUCAUAAAGACCUGUUCAUACCGUUUGUCUUGGGGCCACAGAGCUGGGUGCUGGGCGGGGCCAGACAGACAAAAGGUCUGCAUUUCGCUGAGUGGAUGUGUUAGGAUAUGGCCCCCAAAGACCACCCCGUCCUGGUCCCAGGCCCUGUGGCCGUGUCACCUCACGGGGCAGAGGGGACUCUGCAGACGGGUUAAGUCGAGGCCCCUGGGAUGGGGGUGACCCUGGAUCCCCGGGGCCCAGGCUCAUCCCAGGGUCCUGAGCAGAGGGAGGCGGGGGGGUCAGAGGCCGAGAUGGAGACGCUGCGCUGCUGGCCGUGCGGACGGAGGAAGGGGCCCCGAGCCCAGGACGCGGCGCCUCUGGAAGCUGGAGGAGGCGGGACACGCUCCUCCCCUGGGGCCUCCGGGAGGACCCGCCCUGCCCGCCCUGGACUUUGGGACUCCUGACCCCAGAGCCUGAGAUGAUCAAUGUGUGCGGUUUGAAGCCACUGAGUUAGGGGGUGACUCGUGUGGGAAACGGAUCCGGCAGCUCUGCCUGAGGAGAAGCCCAGAGAACAGCAGCCUGAGGAGCCCCCACGGAGCUCCCUCCCGGCCCGAGGACCCAGUGCGUCCAUGGCCGCCCGUCCCACACAACAGAGCAGAGCCUGCUCACGGGAAGGCCGUGUCUGUUUGUGCCUGCGCAGGGGACCAGGGCGACGCUGCAGAGGGGCCGAGAGUCGGGGGCCUGGGCUGGGGGGUCGAGACGGCGGGUGGUUCGCACGCCCUGUCCCGCGGCCGCACAGGGGCUGGGCUGGCGGCCUCCCUUCUCCCCUGCCUCUUUCUUGCGCUGACGUGAAACCCAUAAUGUUUAUCUGCCCAACGGUCUCCAAGUGGUUGUUUUUCUGGCCGUCCUCUCACGAGCUCACAGCGUCCUUGGAAACAGAUUGUGCACUAAACCCUGACCUCCGUCCCGGGCGCCGGGAGGCGGCUGCAGGGACACAGGGGGACAGCCGCUCGGCCUCGCUCCCCGCCUGGGAGACACGUUGGCGGGUGUGCUGGGAGAAGCUUCAUAACCCUCUUCCGGAGAACUCCAUCGGGUCUCCAGGAAAAGGGGGGCGCUCGGAAAGGUUACGGGAGGCCGCUAGGAGCAGAAUCCUAAAUGGCUGAUCUGCCAGCCAGCACGCUGACUCCCGCGGAGCCCCCACCGUGGUCCCCCCUCAUCCAACGAGGCUGUUCCCCACCACCCUCCAGCCCCCCGGCCCUCCCCGAGGAUUGAACGCUGGAGAAUGAGCCCAGCGCCUCCAGCCCCGCCCGCCCCUUCGGUGAGAAAGAGCACUUGAUUUGGAGUCCAUGUGCGAGACACACUCAUUCAGUCAUUCAACAAACAUUCAUUGAGGGCCAGCUGACUUUGGGCCGGACAGUGGGGCCCAGGAGGGAGGGGGGAUCAGACAGCCUUGCCCUUGUAGGGCCAACCACUCCAGUCACUGAGAACCCUCCAGGCUCUGAGCCCCCAUGGUGUGCCACUGUGGCGCCGUUUUCCAGAUGGAGAAUCUGGGGCUCUGGGAAUAGCGGGGACUCCUCAGUGGUGGGUGAUACAGACAGUGUGGGAACCCUGCAGCUGUGCCCUCGGCUAGCGGGGGCAACUGACCGCUCUGUGCCUCAGUUUCCCCUCCUGGCCACAGGGCAUCUAGAACCGCAGCCGGGCCCCGUGUGUGAUGGAUGAUGACAAUAACAGCCCCGGGUGUGCGGGCACUCUGGCGGCACGGCCCUCAUUAACGCUGGCCGGGAUAUUGCGAACAUAACUCUGGCGGGCCCGGCGGGUGGCGGCCAGGCGAGGGCGCCGAGGGGGCCUGAAGUGCCCCCCUCAAGGGUCAGCGGGUGUGCCGAGCGGUCCGAGGAGGGCGCUUUCAGGGGGACGCCCCCCCCCGUGGCGGGGUAAUAAGAGACCCUGAUUCUCGCGGCUUCAGGGUGACCCGGCCAGGCCAGCAACCCUCAGAGCCACCGCGGACCCUUGGCGCCCAGAAGACAUCCCCGGACGGGCCCGGUCGCCCCUCCUCUGUAAAGUGGGUCUCAGAGGGGUAAACUGAGGCCCAGAAAGGAAAACGCCCCCUGCCCUGAGUUGGUGCUGGAGUCUGAGCCUCUCACCCCGUCGCACAAUCGGGGAAACUGAGUCCCGGAGGGGCGUGCAGCUCAGCCAAAGGGCGGAAGGAGGAAACCAGGCCGACACCUCGGAGACCAGAGCUCACGCCCUCGCUUUGUAAAUGGGGAAACUGAGGCCCAGAGGGCGGGGCUGGGGCCUGAAGGGGGAGAGAAUGCUCCUUCAGUGUGGGGACCGGCCUGGAGCCGCCAAGGGAGGAGCCGGGGAGCGGGACGUGGUGUUGGGGUGCAGACUCCAGGUGCCCGUCUCAGGCUUGGGGCCUCCUCUGGUGCCCCCCCCCAAGCCCGGCUGUCCUUUCCCCACCUGCCCAGCCCGAGGGUCCCCGGGGCCGGACCCCCGCCUCCAGCCUCCCCUUCCUCCCCCAGGAUGCCCGUCGGGGCUGGGAGGACGCGCCAGACGCCUGCCUCAGUUUCCCUCUCCUCCGAUGGCAGGGUCCGUGAUGGAGGGGGGAAGCGUAGGGGGCUCACAGAGAGCCCGUCCAUGAGAAAGACCCCCUCGCCUCCCUCCGCCCUUUGCCCCUUGGGGGCUGGACCUCCGGGGGGCGGGGAUCCCCUGGAACGACUUUCAUAGGUCGUUUUCCAGAGCUUCUCCCACCCCCAGGAGCCGGUGCUGUGGCCCAGACCCAGGGAUGCAGAACCCACGGCCCGUGGUGGGGCGACCUGGACAUGGGCGCCCCCAACCCUGUGUGGCGGGGACAUCAGAGCCUGGGGAGAGGGCAGCCCUGGGGUCCCCCCAGCCUGGCGUGCGGCCGAUGUUUCCUGGAGGAGGGGGGUGGGGGCGGCCCCCUCCGCCCAGGACCCCGCUGCUUUGGGGGUCCCCAGUCUCAUCCACCGGCUGCCCCACACCCAGCUCCUGAUCCCGGAGGCCUGGGUCUCCCUCUGGGUUCACCCCAGGACCUGUGGGGCCUCGGUUUCCCCAUCUGCACAGGAGAGAGGGGGUCUCCUGCCCGGCUCCAGGACCCCCGACCCCACAGGCUGCAUCGUCCAUUAGGUCCCAUCCACGGCCUCCGGGCCUCCGUCUCUGGGUCGACGGGGCGGGUCAGGGGCUGUGGGGUGGGUGGCCCCCGGGGGGGUCUCUCUCUCUGGUCCCGGCCGCCCCUGCCCCGCGGCUCCCGGUCCCCGUAAGUGAGCAGAGCAUCAGGCGACAGUGUGGACAGAAGAGGCACAGAAGGGUCCAGCAGCCUCUGGACGCCUCCCGGGGCGGCCCAGGUCCUGGGCGAGUCCGCUCCCCAUCCCCCGCCCCCAGUCCUGCCCACAGCCCCCCGGGGCUCCCCCUGCCCGCCUCCUUCGCUCGGCCUUCGGGGCCACCCCCCUCGGCCCCCUCCCUCCCUCCCUCCAGGCUCCAUGGAGCAGCACUUGGUCUGGUCCUGCCACGGGGCCUGUGCUCGGCAUUCGAGGCCCCUGCUUCUCCCAGGUCCACACCCAUCCGUGGCGCUAACGAUACCAUCAUGACAAUGACCAGAGCAGCCCAGCAGCUCCGCGGGGAAACUGAGGGAGGGAGGCGCUCCGGGACCCCCUCACCCACAACCCCGGCGGUCUCCUCCGCGCCGGCCACACCAGCCGCGCUGCGGCCACUUCAUUUGCGGCUCGUGUGUCGUCUUGCGGUGAUUUAUGGCUCCUCGGGGGCCCCGGGCUGUGAACUCGCUUUUUAUUCAUCCAUCAGGGGCCGCCCGGCCUCCUGCCACCUGGACCAGGUUCCCACUGCAGUGGCCUCCUCCGCGUCCCUUAAGUCCCCCAGAUCGGGCCCAGGAGCCCUGAGGGCACAGACCGAGGGAGGGCCCAGCACGGGCUGCACACAGUAGGCGCUCACUAAAUGCACGCUGGGGGCGCUGAUGUGGACUCAGGAAACGCGACCUGUGGUGGACACAGGUGGUUCCCGAGAGACCCGGGCCCCAGAUGCCAGAGUCUGGGGGGACAGGGGCGCAUGGCGCCUGCGGGGUCUCGGUCCCUCUGCACACGGGUGCACGUGUGUCUGUGCAUGUGGCAAAGGACAAGUCUGAGGGGAGACUCUCUGCCGUGGACCAGGCACUGAGUCCCAGUGAUGACCAGACAGACCCGCCCCUGCCUACUGGGGACUCGGAGCCCGUGUGGGAGACGGAUGGGUUCAGAAUCAGAGAUUUGACAGCGAGGAGCGUGGGGUGAGCCGUCCCCGGGCCAGGGAGGGUGAGAGGGGACGAGUGACCUAACCUGCAGGAGCUGAGGGAGAAAGCUGAGCAGUGGUCUGCAGGAAGGGUGUGUGUGUGGAGGGCAGGCAGCACGUGCAAAGGCCCUGAGGUGAAGACUAGGCUGUUUUUGCACUUGCCUAUCCAUCCAGGCCACCUGUGUGUUAAAACUUGUUUCGAAAAGUAUGAAAUAGUCAAAAUAUAGCUAGGUGGAAACAACUGAAGCGUCCAUCAACAGAUAAACGCAUAAACACGAUGUGUCUACCCACACGCUGGACUAUUACGCAGCCGUGAAGAGGAGCGAGGCCCUGACACGGCUGCACGUGGACGGACCUGCACACACGACGCUCAGGGAGAGACGCAGACACAGACACAUGGCGUGUGACCCCAUUGACGUGAAACGUCCAGAACAGGCAGAUCCACAGACAGAGAGCGGGCUCGUGGGGGCCAGGGGCUGGGGAGGGGGUGGUGGUCAUGCUGAUGGGGACGGGGUUGCUUUUGGGGUGAUGGAAUGUUCUGGAAUUAGAUCCAGGUGGUGGUCGCACAGCUCUGUGAAUAUACGAAAAAUCGUGGAAUUGUGUUUAAAUGGAGGCACCGCGCAGGGUGUGAAUAUAUCUCAAUAAAAGAUUCUUUUCAUAACAGAAUACAAGUCAGCGGCUCAGAUGCCGCCCGUGACCCCUGCACCCCAGCCUCUCCCUCCAGGGCCCCCGUCCCCGGGGCUGGGUUGGAGAGUCUGGGUGAGGGGUCUCGGGGCGGUCUCCUCAUCUCCGAGCCUCGGGGUCCCGCCGCGCACAGGGAUCCCGGGGUGUCCCCGCGGUGCUGGCCGGCUCCGGCGUCCCCGCUGCUGGCGGGCGGGGCGCACACAGGGGGCUUUGUGCCUCGCGGCCUCAUUAGGAAGCAGCCCCGGUCCCCGGGCGGCGCGGCCGAAUUAAUGAGCGGAGGGCGUUCCCUCCGAGGACCGUGCCCGAGACGCUGUGGCCCCGGCGGUGGGUGGCACCGGGACGGCGGGCCGCGGGGACCCCGGCCCCUGGGCCGUGCCCGGCAGUCCGCGGCUGCGCUGCGGGGGAGGCCCCGGGUCCACCGACACACACCCGCCUUCUGCAAAGGCGGAAGGGGAUGACGAGGCGACAGACAGGCCCCCAGGCGGCCUGGGGCAAUGAGGGAAACCGAGUCACACAGCAGUGGAGCUUGGUGACAGAGAUGUCAGCGAAUUUGGUCACUGAAACUGCGGACGCCCCCACCCCAAGCAUGGACGAGGGGCCGGGGGGCCCUGCCCGGCCCUGGGGUCAGGGUCUCCGACGUGCCCAGGAGCCCCCGCUGUCCACUCACAGUCACAUCCUCCCAGCUGCCCCCGGGGCGGGCGCUGGUUCCCAUCUCCAGAGGGGGAACCGAGGCUCAGGGGCGGCGAUGAAGGGUCCAGCGCCACCUGAGAUGCUCAUUCCCGGGCCCGGCCCCCAAACCACGUGCAGAACCCAAGCAUUGACCGUGGCGGCACCCCGACAGCCUGCACCCUGCCCCCUGCAGGUCCCGGACCCGCCUCCCGGGAUCCCCUCCAGCCGGGGUGGCCCAGGCCCCACAGAGACGCGCAUUCUGAGGUUCACACUCAUUUUAUUAUAAAAAAAUACAGAAUCCAAAGUUGAUUGUGACGGGAGUGGGGAGGCCCCGCGGCCAGCCCUACAAAAGCCCCCGGGCCGGCCGUCUCCGGGCGGCCGCACCCCAUAUAUAUUUAUAUAUAAUAUAUAUAAAACACAGAUCAGGAAAGGCGGGUAGAAAUAUGAAAUUUGUACAAAUGCACCAUUUGCGUCAUUAAAGUGUCUUGGGGGGGGGUGUGUUUGGGUGGUGGUCCCACCCCCCCCAUCCUGUUUUGUCCCGUUUUCUUUUUUCUUAUAAACAUUAUCAGGUCACAGCAUAGAGGGAGGGGCUCCGACAGACAAACGAGCUUAUUGCGAAGUGCGGCUUCUAUUCUAAAAAGUCCACCCCACCCCCCCGCCAAAAUAAAAGCCCCUCUGAAGGGGUGAGGGGAAAAAAAAAAAAAAGAAAUUUUCCAGUCCGUCCUCAGGAA
Messenger RNA from Equus caballus (horse), 7412 nucleotides. The record is from RefSeq and is a predicted model, not a curated record. Lineage: Eukaryota; Metazoa; Chordata; Mammalia; Perissodactyla; Equidae.